GGAGGGAAUGAAGAUGAAGGUGGAAUGAGUGUGAAGGGCGAGGAGCAGGGAGAAUACGACGCGGGAUACUCGGAAGUUGAAGGAAGCAGAGACAACGAGGAAUGUCACGAGCAGGAGGAGGAGGAAGCCUCAACAGAGAAGGACAGCAGUGAACCCUGUGAAGCGGGGUUCAAGCUAAAGAAGGCCGGUAAAAGCGUGGCCAACAAGAAAUCCCUGUGCGUGAUCCAGUGCGACAAGUGCCAGGAGCGGUUUGUUUCCCGGAAGCAGUACGUGGAUCACUGCCGGGACGCGCACCAGAGCCUGCCCGGCAAGGCCUACCGCUGCGAGGAGUGCGGCAAGGCCUUCGCCAGCUCCACCAGCUGCAAGGAGCACCGCGCCUGCGUGCACAGCGAGGAGAGGAGGUUCUCCUGCGGCCUCUGCCAGGCCACCUUCAAGAGGAAGCGGGAUGUGAGGAGCCAUUCCGUGCGGAAGCACGAGGGCAGGGCCAAGCGGCCGCUGUGCUCCGUGUGCGGCAAGAUGCUGAGCUCCCGCACGGCGCUGGUGCUGCACAUGCGGACGCAUACCGGCGAGAAGCCCUACGAGUGCGCCGUGUGUCGCUCCAGGUUUGCUCAGCCGUCCCAGCUCAAGAUCCAUACCAGAUCCCACACCGGGGAGAAGCCCUACAUCUGUGAGGACUGCGGCGCUUCCUUUGCCGACAGAGGAAAACUCACCGGCCACAAAAGGACACACACAGGAGAGCGGCUCUUCGGGUGCGACGUGUGCGGGAAACACUUUGCCACCAACGAGUACCUCAAGUGCCACAAGCGCUGCCACCUGGGAGCCAAACCCUACAGCUGCCAGGUCUGCGGGAAAACCUUCGGCCUCAGAGCCUCCCUGGCCCAGCACAGCAACGUCCAUGCAGAGAGGCGUCCCUAUUUCUGCGAGCAGUGCGGCAAGGCCUUCACGCAGCCGGGAGCUCUGCGGCGCCACCAGCGCAUCCACACCGGAGAGAA
Cyanistes caeruleus (blue tit) is the source of this 992-nucleotide messenger RNA. The record is from RefSeq and is a predicted model, not a curated record. Lineage: Eukaryota; Metazoa; Chordata; Aves; Passeriformes; Paridae.